UAUCUACAGUUAUUAUUCGACCGUCAUCUUUCUUGCGACAGAUAAACCCCUCUACGUAAGAAAAAAGGAAAAAGAAUAAAAUUCAGUUAUGUUUUAGAUGAUUAUGGAAUCUGCAUAACGUAGCCUUAGCGACCAUGCUUUCUAUAGCUUAAGCAUCCAUUCAUCUCUGCCAACCGAGGAUAUCCGCGCCUUUCAACAUUAUCCUCCAAGUUAUCCCGUUAUCCCGUCAUCCCGUUAUCCCGUAGUGCCGAUCCGGAAUCUGUUUUUCGAGCCGGCAAGACGAAAUGGUGGCACUACCACUAUUCAAACUAGCCUCUCUAUUCUUGAGACAUGUUUCGAAGUAUGGCGCUAACCAAAUCAAAGUACAAGCUCACGACCAUCCGCGCUUCCGAACCUUCGCUGCUAAGUAUGGCCAACAUAUUCACCAGUUGAACAUGCGCCUGUCGGUUGCGCUUAUAAGAAAUGUGGAUGCCGAGAUCAGGGCAAAAGAGAAAGCCGAGGCACCCACUGUGAAGACAAAGGAGCAGAUAGAGAGGGAGGCAGAGGUCCGAGCUAAGCAUGGAAUCACGAACCAGGAAAGCCGGUCCAGGAAGCCCCUGCCCAUAAUAAGUGUAUGGAAAAGAAAGUUUAGGCCUCUCCCGGAAGCCAAGGCCGUUGAUCUAUUCGCAGACGUGAUUGGCGAUGCCUUCAUCCUUCUUGUGGCGACUGUCUUGAUAUUGUAUGAAUACCAUAGAUCAUCACAGAAGCCAGACACCAACCUCGAGAAGAUCAAGGAACUCAAUGCACGCUUUGAUGAGCUUGAUAGAAGGGAGAAGGAGCUCGAGGAGGCCGAGAAACGUCAGCUUAGUCGGGUAAUGAUGCUUGAAGACGCUCUCCGGGGGGUCAAGGACCCAAAGACUCAGAAGCCACUAUUAUCUCCGACACCCACGACAUCACCUCCAGCCUAGCUGUAGUCAAUCAGCUUUACCUACCUAUAUAUAAGCACAUGUGUGCAAAAAUGCGGCGUCUAUAGAGUUCAUCUAGGAGGCGGAGUAUUGUAACGAAGGAUUCUGCGAUACUCAAAUUCUGCAUAGUCGAAGCCAUCUCCAUUAUGUCCAGAUAGUAUGGGUACUUACUUCAGCCAGGAACCAACCAUUUGUAUAUAAACAGGUAUAUAAAUUCUAUUUGGUUCCUAGAUGAGGUUAUAACUCACGCGAUUGCUUAUAUAGACAAGCUCUCUAUGCAUAUGCAGAGGCAAUGAUUCAGGGGUACUUCAUAGAUUAGAUCUCCUAUCAAACAUCAACUUACCAACUGUAAGAAGGAGCUUACGGGGGUGAUACUCAUGUUCAACACUAGAUUUACCUAUAGACGGAAAGAACAAAGGACUCGCCUCAAGGUAAUACCUAAGUAACCACUACGCAGAGCUUCUGUCAUUACUGGAUACCUAGUUAACCUAAGGUAUUCGCCAAUCUCGG
Hypoxylon fragiforme is the source of this 1454-nucleotide messenger RNA. RefSeq names its product optic atrophy 3-like protein. The record is from RefSeq and is a predicted model, not a curated record. Gene Ontology annotation, biological process: regulation of lipid metabolic process. The transcript is spliced from 2 exons. Lineage: Eukaryota; Fungi; Ascomycota; Sordariomycetes; Xylariales; Hypoxylaceae. Gene Ontology annotation, cellular component: mitochondrion. Bases 285 to 947 code for a protein of 220 amino acids.